Myripristis murdjan (pinecone soldierfish) is the source of this 2814-nucleotide messenger RNA. RefSeq names its product EYA transcriptional coactivator and phosphatase 4 (gene eya4). The transcript is spliced from 20 exons. Lineage: Eukaryota; Metazoa; Chordata; Actinopteri; Holocentriformes; Holocentridae. The coding region runs from base 67 to 1995 and encodes 642 amino acids. Gene Ontology annotation, biological process: positive regulation of DNA repair; cell differentiation; negative regulation of extrinsic apoptotic signaling pathway in absence of ligand. Gene Ontology annotation, molecular function: protein tyrosine phosphatase activity. The record is from RefSeq and is a predicted model, not a curated record. Gene Ontology annotation, cellular component: nucleus.
CAAAAUCAUGUUGGACACACACUCUCGAUCCGUGCAGGUGUGUAGUGGAUCCCAACCAAAGAAGCCAUGGAGGCCUCACAAGACCUCAGUGAACAGAUGGUGAAGAAAUCACACAGUGAUUCUCAUGUUCCAGACCCUUCUGACGCCAGGUCUAUGGAAAUGCAGGACCUAGCCAGUCCUCAUAACCGAGUGGGAGGUGGAGAUUCGACGGGCUCCAAGCUGGACAAGAACAAUAUCGGCAGCUCCUCCAUCACCACCAAUGGAACAGGAGGAGAAAACAUGACAAUUCUAAACACGGCUGAUUGGCUGUUGGGUUGCAGCAGCCCGUCCCCUGCCCCGGGCUCCAAGGACUAUGUGAAAACAGAGCCUAUGAACAACAGCGAGACAGUCACUACCACGAGCGACACAGCACUGGACACAUACGCAGGCUCAGUAAUCACCAGCAGCGGCUACAGCCCUCGUUCAGCCCACCAGUACUCUCCUCCCCUCUACCCCUCAAAGCCUUACCCUCACAUCCUGUCCACGCCGGCAGCUCCUCCCAUGCCAGCGUACGCAGGCCAACCCCAAUUCAGCAGCAUGCAGCAGUCGACCGUCUACACCGCCUACUCCCAGACAGGGCAGGCCUACGGACUGUCCACCUAUGAUCUGGGUGUGAUGCUGCCAGGCAUUAAGACAGAGGGUGGCUUGGCCCAGAGUCAGUCUCCUCUGCAGACAGGCCUCAGCUACAGCCCCGGCUUCACCACACCCCAGCCUGGACAGACUGCCUACUCACCCUAUCAGAUGCCAGGUUCCAGUUUCACUCCUUCCUCAGGCCUCUAUGCCACCAACAACUCAGUGUCCAACCCAGCCAACUACACUGCCACACAGCAGGAUUACCCCUCAUAUACAGCGUUUGGCCAAAACCAGUAUGCCCAGUAUUAUUCCGCUUCCACUUAUGGGACAUAUAUGACUUCCAAUAGUGUGGAUGGUACAGGGUCCACAGCAGCCUAUCAGCUGCAAGAUCCCACCCCUGCCAUGACAGGACAGGCUGCUGAACUUCACCCAGGGGACUUUGAUACAGUGCAGAGCCCCUCCACGCCCAUCAAAGACCUGGAUGAUCGUGCCUGCCGAAGUGGGGGGUCCAAGUCCCGGGGCAGGGGCCGCAAGAACAAUCCCUCCCCUCCCCCUGACAGCGACCUCGAGAGGGUGUUUGUGUGGGACUUGGAUGAGACGAUCAUUGUUUUUCACUCCCUGCUCACAGGCUCCUAUGCACAAAAAUAUGGCAAGGACCCUCCCAUGGCAGUAACACUGGGUCUGAGGAUGGAGGAGAUGAUCUUCAACUUGGCCGACACACACUUAUUCUUCAAUGACCUGGAGGAGUGUGAUCAGGUACACAUCGAUGAUGUGUCGUCAGAUGACAAUGGCCAAGACUUAAGUACUUACAGUUUUGCAACUGAUGGCUUCCAUGCAGCUGCAACCAGCGCCAACCUGUGCCUGGCAACCGGCGUCCGCGGCGGAGUCGACUGGAUGAGGAAACUGGCCUUCCGCUACCGACGAGUCAAAGAGUUGUAUAGCACGUACAAAAACAAUGUGGGGGGCCUGCUGGGUCCUGCGAAGAGAGACGCCUGGCUGCAGCUCCGGGCCGAGGUGGAGGCUCUGACAGACUCCUGGCUCACCAACGCACUCAAGUCGCUGUCCAUAAUCAGCUCCAGGAGUAACUGUGUGAAUGUGUUGGUGACCACGACGCAGCUCAUACCAGCCCUGGCUAAAGUUCUCUUGUAUAGUCUGGGAUCUGCUUUCCCUAUAGAGAACAUUUACAGUGCAACCAAAAUAGGAAAAGAGAGUUGCUUUGAACGCAUAAUGCAAAGGUUUGGCAGGAAAGUAGUGUAUGUUGUAAUUGGGGACGGUGUGGAAGAGGAGCAGGCGGCCAAAAAGCACAACAUGCCUUUCUGGAGGAUAUCUAGUCACUCUGACCUGCUGGCAUUACACCAAGCACUGGAGUUUGAGUACCUGUAACUGUUAUUAGAGCAAUAUGGACACAUGCAAUGUUACCAUGGAGAUGGUCAGCCAGGCAGCCCCUUCUUUUGUAUACAUAUUUAAGAAAAAAACACGUUGCAACUUUUGUGAUUUCCUCUUCUUUUUUUGUCUUUGUUUUUUUGAACGUCUGGAUUUACAUACUCUGAACGGUCUUAAGCAGCAGCAAGGGAAAGGCAAAGAUAGGACAGCGGGAUAUAAAGGACUGAACUCCUCAACGUAGCCCUACUUGGUGACUUACCUCUGUGAAAAUCCAAUCUGACGUCCAUGCAGCUGCAGCGGAGCAGCACUCCCUGCCUGACACCCUGUAAGCCUCAAUCUCUCCCUCCACCUGGGAGGACUUUUCUUUGGCUGACUACUUGAUUUCUGCUUGACGCGCAGAGGAGACCGGGAUGCACCCAGGACUGCUCCGCUUCCCCUGGGAGGAACUGUCUGCCACCUUCAUUUGAGGCCUUCUCUGUUCAGGCGCAAUCAUGUGUGCAGGGACGACAGCUCCUUGUGAAAACUGCUUGCCUGGCGGUUCUAAUAACAAAAACAUAACCUUACAGUCUGUAGCAAAAAACUCAUGUAAAUUAUUUACAAUAAACUUACAGGGCAGUGGUGGAUGUUUUUGUCGGUAUUUUUUUUUUUUUUUUGGAGGGGGGGGCUUUUUUUCUCUGGAUUUUUGUAAGUUUUUUUCCCCCUUUUGAAAAUGAGAAUGUGCGUCAUGUGUUGUGCCUUAUUGUGUUCGAGUGUCUUCUUUAUUCAGAAAUGUCUAUGUAUGUAGAUAUAAAAGAGAAAAACAAUCCUGAUGACCUACGC